This is a messenger RNA of Tachysurus fulvidraco (yellow catfish), 2779 nucleotides long. RefSeq names its product GTPase IMAP family member 8. NCBI's taxonomy places the organism in Eukaryota, Metazoa, Chordata, Actinopteri, Siluriformes, Bagridae. The record is from RefSeq and is a predicted model, not a curated record. The transcript has 5 exons. The coding region runs from base 1171 to 2559 and encodes 462 amino acids. Gene Ontology annotation, molecular function: GTP binding.
AGCUCCUGUAGUGUGAGAAAAUUAAAUAUGCACAUGCAUGUUUAGAAUGCUAUACACUGCUGUCUCUACUCCCUGAGCGGUGUCUGUGUGCAUGCGUGUCAAAAGUACAGGGCAAAUGUCCAGGACACUCAGUCUCUCACACUGACAUUUUCACACAGUAAAUGUGAGGUUUAAAAUAACUACAUACGCAACAUGCUACACAUUUCUCUUUAAGAAGCACAUGCAUACACAUAUAUUAUAGAGUGAACUUUUAACACACCAUUUGAAAUAUAGAGAAGACAGAAGACUUACACCAAUAGAUGAGAUGAGGGUAUGCAAAUGACCAGAAUAAACAGCAUUUCUUGCUGUCUUAAUGAAAAGUGUGCGGUCUCUACUUCAGACUUUACUGAUGUCAAUAAUGAUCUGAACAAAGGCCUAGAGACAUUAGAACAAAAUACCAAUGCCAGUUCUUUCAUAAACACAUCACAACCAUGGACAACUGUCAGAACUACAAGUGCAUAUAUAUUCUAUUCUGAAUAAGACACAUCCAAAACUUAAAGCAAAUCAGGAUUCCAAAAUUGUAGGUUUGUAUUGUACAAUGUAUUUUAGCCACACCGUAAACCCCACCCCACCGGCGCCACUGAAAUCUACAUGUAUUUAAUAGAGCUUGCUCAGUGAGGCAGGACGUCCCUUUCUAGAGCAGUUAAUACUGUCCCACAGUGUUAGAAUGAACUUUCAACCACAAUCUGGACAGCAAAUCAGUCACUUGGUUGAAAAAAGUUAAAGACCCACCUCUUCUCUGAACACUUAACUAACCCUAACUUAUCCACACUCCAAAAAAACACCACCACCUCUGUGCACUUUGUUCCUGUAGCACUCAGAUUACAAAUCUUGUAUAGAAACCCUGUUUGUAUUGUCCUCUGCUUCUUUUUUUUUUUUUACAGAUUUGCCUGUACUGCAUCAUUUGUAAGACACUUUGAAUAAAAGGCUUUUCUAAAGGAUUAAAUUUAAUACACACACACAACUUUUCCACCAGGCUCAGAAAUGGCAUUUUACACCUAAAAAGACAUCACAAGCAGGUUCUAUAGAAGUGUGGGGCGGGGAUACUGCUGAAGAGGAAGGAGAGAAUGCGAUGAGAGAGAGAAAGGGGGUAGGAGGGGGUAUACAGAGGAACUGCAGCUCAGCACAAAGAUGGCUACAGUUCCCUUCGGCUCAAAUCCUGAGUCACCUUGUUUGCCAAAGAGGCAUAUCCUUCUGCUGGGGUAUCGUGGCACUGGGAAGACCUCAUCCUGCAUCACCAUUACUGGCCAAGAGGAUAUUCAGAACAGGCCUUGCACAGAAGAACCUGUUCUCUACACAAAGACAUUGGGAAGCGGCCAUCUUCUUGUGGUGGACACACCUGGAUGGAAUUUGGAUAAUGGAGAUGCAGCAGGAGAAAAGCUGGACAGCCAGAACUCCACAGUGGCCUAUAUCAGGCACUUGUGUUACCCAGGUAUCCAUGCUGUCCUGCUGGUGGUGCCAAUUGGAGAGCCAUUUACUGAACACCACAGAAAGGGCAUGGUGGAUCGCAUGGAGGCAGCCGGGACAGACGUGUGGAAGUUCUCUAUAGUAUUGUUCACCAGGGCAGAUAGGCUCUGGGGCAACACCAUAGAAGAGUUUAUCACAGAAGGUGGAAAGGCACUUCAGAGAUUGGUGGACAGGUGUGGGAACCGAUAUCAUGCUCUGGACAACACCUGCACUGACAACUGCACACAAGUUAAUGAACUUCUGCAAAAGUUGGAAGAAAUGGUGCAGGAGAAUGAGGGAUCCUUCUUUGCAAUGAAUGAGAGGAUUGAGACACAUUCAAGCAAAUGGAUGUUGCAAGAAGAGGGAGAGGAAGAACAAAUGCGAAUGUUCACUGGUGAUACAGAGGUGACAUCACCAAUGUUUAGAUCACCACCACGAGAGUUGCGCAUGCUGUUAGUGGGAUGGCAAGGCUCAGGCAAAAGUUCAGCAGGAAACAUGAUCUUGGGUGCACACAAGUUUGAAUCUGGUUUUCAUACCAAAGUGUCUUUGCGCCAUCAGGCUCACGUUAAUGGGCGGCGUGUGACAAUAGUGGACACACCAGGCUGGGACUGGUCUUCCGUCCAUCGCACGCCUCGUUCUGUCAGAAAGGAAAUCAAACGAGGGGCGGGUCUGCUUCACCCUGGACCACAUGCUCUCUUACUGGUCAUUCCAGUCAUUUCCACUCUCACUACCAGGAAGAGACGAGCCCUUAAGAGCCACUUGGAGAUGUUUGGUGAGGACGCCUCUUUCCACACCAUAGUACUGUUCUCUUGUGGUGACUGGCUAGGCUGUACACCGAUUGAGGAGCAUCUCCAAAGAGAUGGUGGGCAAUUGUUGAGGCUGAUGGAGCACUGCUUGAAUUUCUAUCAUGUGCUGGACAGCACUAAUGUAAAGAGGGGUCAAGAACAGGUCGGUGAGCUUCUGCUUAAAGUAGAAGAAAUGGUGGCACAGAAUGAAGAACAGCCGUUCUUACCUGUCAAAUUGUAUGAAGAAGAAGAAGACGAGACAUUGUGUGAGAAAUGCACUCUGCAGUGAGAAACCAAAUGAACAGCCCUUUUGUAACACAAAUGUUAACACACAUUUUGCAUUUCAAAUCUGAUUAUUUGGUCAAAAGUUUCAGUAAAGGGGGUUUUCUGAAGAAACUUGAAUUAUGAUGAGUGAGCUGUCCUUUUUUAAAUAAUAAUAUUGGCUUUAUCAUCUAAAAUAAUUUAUUUUUCCAUAUCCUACGUGUAUAUAAUCAUAUAGAUAUUAGUAU